ACAUGCUGAGUUGGAAGAAAAGUAAGGAAGAUGGCUGGAUGGAGUGGCAGCAGAUUCUUGACUGUUUCUUGAAAACUGAAAUUGAACAGCUGCAGCAUAAGUGCACCCAGAGCAUUCUUAAUCUCCAAGAGUAAAAACAUUAUUUUUCAAGCAUCAAAACCAGUCUCUACAUGUCGUUUCCGACAGGGCAUGCUCUCUCUUCACUUAUAUUGUCAACAUCAGUCUCUUCUACUACUGGCAAAUCAGGGUUGAUGUUAUCAGACCUAAACUCAUCUUCCUUCAAUUC
Molecule: messenger RNA, 286 nt
Organism: Nezara viridula (southern green stink bug)
Lineage: Eukaryota; Metazoa; Arthropoda; Insecta; Hemiptera; Pentatomidae
Source: the annotation of a GenBank genome assembly